Syngnathoides biaculeatus (alligator pipefish) is the source of this 1648-nucleotide messenger RNA. RefSeq names its product adenosylhomocysteinase (gene ahcy). Gene Ontology annotation, biological process: L-methionine cycle. Gene Ontology annotation, cellular component: cytosol. Gene Ontology annotation, molecular function: adenosylhomocysteinase activity. Lineage: Eukaryota; Metazoa; Chordata; Actinopteri; Syngnathiformes; Syngnathidae. The record is from RefSeq and is a predicted model, not a curated record. Bases 84 to 1385 code for a protein of 433 amino acids. The transcript is spliced from 11 exons.
GCUCCCUCCCUCCCUCCCUCCUCUCUGCGUUCGCACGUCGGCCGAGCCGCAGUCGACCCAGAGCAACACGCCACCGCGCAAACAUGUCCGAGAAGCUCCCCUUCAAAGUUGCUGACAUCAGCCUGGCCGAGUGGGGGCGCAAGGCCAUCGACAUCGCCGAGAACGAGAUGCCGGGCCUGAUGAAGAUGCGGGAGCUGUACGGCGCCUCCAAGCCGCUGAAGGGCGCUCGCAUCGCCGGCUGUCUGCACAUGACGCUGCAGACGGCCGUGCUCAUCGAGACGCUCACCGCGCUCGGAGCUGAGGUCCAGUGGUCCAGUUGCAACAUCUUCUCCACUCAGGACCACGCCGCUGCUGCCAUCGCCAAAAGCGGCGUACCGGUGUUCGCGUGGAAGGGCGAGACUGACGAGGAGUACAUGUGGUGCAUUGAGCAGACCAUCUACUUCAAAGACGGACAAGCUCUCAACAUGAUCCUGGACGACGGGGGGGACCUGACCAACCUGGUCCACAGCAAGUACCCCAAACUGCUCCAAGGCAUCCGGGGCUUGUCGGAGGAGACGACCACGGGCGUCCACAAUCUGUACAAGAUGAUGAAGAAGGGAGAGCUCAAGGUGCCCGCCAUCAACGUCAACGACUCUGUUACCAAGAGCAAAUUUGACAACUUGUACGGCUGCCGCGAGAGCCUCAUCGACGGCAUCAAGCGCGCCACCGACGUGAUGAUCGCCGGCAAGGUGGCGGUGGUGGCGGGCUACGGCGACGUGGGCAAAGGCUGCGUGCAGGCGUUGCGCGCGUUCGGGGCCCGCGUCAUCGUCACGGAGAUCGACCCCAUCAACGCCCUGCAGGCCGCCAUGGAGGGCUUCGAGGUGACCACCAUGGAUGAAGCCUGCCUGGAAGGCAACAUCUUUGUCACCACCACCGGCUGCGAGGACAUCAUCCAAGGACAUCACUUUGAGAGCAUGAAGGAUGACGCUAUCGUGUGCAACAUCGGCCAUUUUGACUGCGAGAUCGACAUGAGCUGGCUCAACGAAAACGCCGCCGAGAAGAUCAACAUCAAGCCGCAGGUGGACCGCUAUCGGAUGAAGAGCGGGCGGCACAUCAUCGUGCUGGCGGAGGGCCGGCUGGUGAAUUUGGGCUGCGCCAUGGGGCACCCCUCCUUCGUCAUGAGCAACUCCUUCACCAAUCAGGUUCUGGCUCAGAUCGAACUGUGGACCAACACGGCCAAGUACCCCGUGGGCGUCUACUUCCUGCCCAAAAAGUUGGACGAGCAGGUCGCGGCGGCGCACUUGGACAAACUUGGCGUGAAGCUGACCAAGCUGACGGAGAAGCAGGCCAAAUAUUUGGGGCUCCCCGCCGAGGGACCCUUCAAGCCCGACCACUACCGCUACUGAGGCGGGACGACGGAAGACGUUUGGCGAAGGAACCCGAGCGUCCUCCGUUAGCCUUUUUAGCCAGCUAGCGGCUCGCUGUGGCCUUAUUCCAGUUAGCGUUAGCGCUUAGCAGUUGUCGGGUCAGAGGAGAGGAGAGGACUCGACUCCCGACCAGGUCUUAAUCUUUCACUGCUGUCGUGAAUCCGAUUGGACUCGAUCGGCGACCGCGCUUUGAACUCGGACGCUCGGCGAUGAUUUACAAUAAACUCGCUCGUUUGUUCUCA